Molecule: messenger RNA, 795 nt
Organism: Meloidogyne enterolobii
Lineage: Eukaryota; Metazoa; Nematoda; Chromadorea; Rhabditida; Meloidogynidae
Source: the annotation of a GenBank genome assembly
GUGACUCCACCCCGCAGACCUGCAUAUUUUUUCCGUGAAAAUGGUUUGGAGUUGGAGGUCCCUGAGGAUGAUGAGGAUAAUGAGGGUUUAGGAGCGCGAGAGGUAAAAAAAUUUGAAUUACAUGUGGUAACGCUCCCUCCUCAUUUUGACGCCCAAGAAGAAGAAUGCUUUUGCCAGGAGCCUUUUGCAGGCACCCGAGUUGUUUUUAUGGCAUGCCUCCACAAAAUGCAUUAUAAUUGUUUUGUUCAGUGGGCGCAAGGCUCGCGUGUGUGCCCGUAUUGCCGCCGUGACAUGCUUCAUGGCGCGGCGGUUGAUGGGCGCGCACGCGAUGGGCAGGGAUCCUCAGCCAAUACUUAAUACUAAAAUUAUUACUUUUUAAAAUUAAGGCAAGAGGAUCCCUGUUUUAUUUGCUAAUGUUAUUUAUACUUAGUUUUUGUUACUUUAUUAAUAUUUCGCCCACAAUCCUGUUUGAGUCUCAGAUUAAUUUUUUUUCAUGCCUCGGAAUGGUCAGAUUUCCUUCUUUAUAAAUGAUAAAUUUUUCCGCUAGACCGAUUUUUGCCGCCGAAGGCUAUUUUUUCCUUCCUAAUACUUGCUCUUUACCAGUAAUGUUUUAAGGAAAAAUGAUUGACAUUAAAGACAGCAAAAUCUGAGACUCAAAUAAGGGUGGGGGCGGGAUAUUAAUAAAGUACCUAGUUUAUUUUUUUUUUAACUUGUCUGCCUUAAUACUUUUAAAAUGUCUUAAUAUUAUUUUAAAUACAUGCCUUAAUCUUUUAAAUAAGUUAAUUUUCAUAGAAU